Molecule: messenger RNA, 1254 nt
Organism: Peniophora sp. CBMAI 1063
Lineage: Eukaryota; Fungi; Basidiomycota; Agaricomycetes; Russulales; Peniophoraceae
Source: the annotation of a GenBank genome assembly
AUGCUACAGGACGAGUCGAGAGAACAUGCGUCUUCUCUGUCAUUACGCCAGAGCUAUUCCACAGCCAUCAUCCGUCUGGUCAAUGGAUUGGUCGACCCUCUGCAGGUCGGCGUAUACGCCCGCUCUAUCGCGUCAAUCGCCGCUCAGCUCGGCCUACCCGGUUGGCUGGUCGAACUUCGACACGCGGCAACCCACGAAGAUCUUCCUAGCCUCGAGUUACUGAGGCAAGCCGCAGGAGAGUCAUUAGAUUGGCUAUUCCACAACUAUUUCAUGCCCACUCUGAAUCCAUUGACUGCGUCAACUCGUCGCCUUGCAGAACCUCGUCCCCUUGGACCACUCCUCGCACAAUACAAGUCACUGUCGAAAGUCACCUCAAGAGACACGACUCUGACGAAUCAGUAUCAAGCCGAAAUCCAGACCUGUCUCCGUGAGAUAGAGCGAUGGAUCUCUGAGGCGAAGAUCAGCGCGUCGAGCACAUUGGGUCUUGUGGACGGUGACGAAGAUGAUCGGGAAGCGCAGGCACUUGACCAGUUUUGCGUGGAGCUGCUUGCGCGAGGGGUUCUGGUACCUCUGUCGAAGAAGAAGCGCCUUCCACCCAAGGGUCAAGCCUUCCCACCAGCGGGUAUCGUCGCGAUCUGGACGCCGUUGCUUGACCACGUCCUACUGCACCACCCAUCCUUCCCCUCCGUCUUCAUGACAAGAGCCAUCCUCUCUCUUCUGCCUCGAACAACGGAGGAACAAGCGCAGGAAUUCGAUGCAAGGGGUGACAUCGACGCGGACGAACUCUCGUACCAACACUGCGUCUCAAGCUGGGUAGCUUGGUUUGCCCACUCCGAAAGCGAUGGUGCUUCUAGGUGGCGCGAGGAAGCGUUUAUCAUGCUGGCCAGCGGUCUGGCCCCAGGGAACGAGGAAGACAAAUCUCGAAAAGUGGCGCGCUCUUUAUUGGCUUCGCUUGGUGCAGACGACGAGCACCUUCUGUCGUUGGGAGAGCGCAUCCUGGCCGCGGCCAGACCCAGCGAUGACUCCCUACAAACCACGACGGAGCCGCGUUGGGGGAGCGAGGACAUGGAUAUCAUGGACGACAGACUGGCGGCCUUGCUUGCCCUUCCGGGGGCUGAUGCCAGUGCGCCGACUGAAGACGUCGAGAUGGAUGCUGUGACUGAAGCGCCCGAGGAUGGACGUUUGCCGCAGGGUUGGCGCAAGGCCAGCGCGAACUGGACCCCUUGUCCUAUCGGUGUAUAUGUAGCGGCGUAG